AUGAGAUACUCGCAAAAGUGCCGUGUGACCGCUGUCCUCCUAGAGAACAUCCGCGCGGGUCUCGACAUAAAGCGCUCUUUCGAAGAGCUCAUCAAGUUGGACUUGCCCGUCGACAUAAUUCACAAACAAUAUGUUAAGGACGUGGCGAAGCGGUUCAUCGGAAUCGUCGAAGUUCAGGAAGACGCGCUCAAGCUGCUGGGACAGUGCAUUCAGAAGAUCACCGGCAGUUCGGCCUCCAAUCGUGCCCCCCAGACAAUGCUCCAACCGUCCGAAAAGAAGACUUCGUGUCCCUCCUCUUCAUCAUCGAACUCUUCUUCUUCUUGCAGAUCCUCCACUCCAUCGUCAUCCUCAACAAGUGCGCCGACAGUCGCAGCAGCAGCAGCCGAGAAGAAGACAUCCGAGGAGGACGAGAAGCUGCAGCGGUUCCUCGCCGCCCGGAAGAGAGCCCUCGCCGUGGUUGCUCCGAAACAGGUCCCUUCGAGUUGCUCCGAGAAUAAUCCGUCCCUAGCCCCCUCCUGCUCCUCCACUUCCACUUCCACUUCCUCUUCCUCUUCAUCAACUUCCUCUUCUUUCAGACCCUCCGUCGACAUGAUGCUCCGAUCGAAACGGACCGCCCCCUGUCGUCGUGUCCGGGAAGCCCAAGUGCCCGGCGAUGUCGUUGGAUCCGCCUGCUCGAGUCGCCGUUGCCCAGAAGCCCAAGAAGUUGUCGUCGGAAGCGGAGAACGAGAAGCUGCAGCAGUUCGUGGCCGCCCGGAAGAGAGCCCUGCCGGGCGCUGCUCCGAAAGUGGUGCCUGCCGGUGGCCGCCCGUCCGAGACCCUCUCCAUGCUCGAAUCGUCGCGUCUUUUCCGCAUCCAACAGGCCCAGGACAUCAAACGAUUCGGAGAGCCCGAGAGGAAGAGACAACGAAGAAACUAUCAUUAA
Molecule: messenger RNA, 922 nt
Organism: Caenorhabditis sp. 36 PRJEB53466
Lineage: Eukaryota; Metazoa; Nematoda; Chromadorea; Rhabditida; Rhabditidae
Source: the annotation of a GenBank genome assembly